GCUUUUUUUUCCCCCCUGGCGAUCCCACGCUCCGCCUCUUCCGGUCCGGACGCGCGAGGAGGCAGCAGCGAGAUGCCCGGGGUGACGGUGAAGGACGUGAACCAGCAGGAGUUCGUCAGGGCUCUGGCCGCUUUCCUCAAGAAAUCGGGGAAGCUGAAGGUUCCCGAGUGGGCGGACACGGUAAAAUUGGCCAAACACAAGGAGCUGGCGCCGUACGAUGAGAAUUGGUUCUACACGCGGGCGGCUUCCACCGCCCGGCAUCUCUACCUGCGGGGCGGCGCCGGCGUGGGUUCCAUGGCCAAGGUGUACGGGGGGCGGCAGCGUCGGGGGGUCCGGCCCAGCCAUUUCAGCCGCGGGUCCGGCAGCGUCGCCCGGCGCGUCCUGCAGGCGCUGGAGGGGCUCAAGAUGGUGGAGAAAGAUCAGGAUGGCGGGCGCAAACUGACUCCGCAGGGGCAGCGGGACCUGGAUCGCAUCGCCGGGCAGGUCGCUGCCGCCAGCAAGAAACAUUGAGGAGAGGAAAUAAAAUUGGAGUUUCCUGA
Grus americana (Whooping crane) is the source of this 539-nucleotide messenger RNA. RefSeq names its product ribosomal protein S19 (gene RPS19). NCBI's taxonomy places the organism in Eukaryota, Metazoa, Chordata, Aves, Gruiformes, Gruidae. Gene Ontology annotation, cellular component: ribosome; cytosolic small ribosomal subunit. Bases 73 to 510 code for a protein of 145 amino acids. Gene Ontology annotation, molecular function: structural constituent of ribosome; RNA binding. The transcript is spliced from 6 exons. Gene Ontology annotation, biological process: translation; ribosomal small subunit assembly. The record is from RefSeq and is a predicted model, not a curated record.